Anisakis simplex (herring worm) is the source of this 610-nucleotide messenger RNA. The record is from the annotation of a GenBank genome assembly. NCBI's taxonomy places the organism in Eukaryota, Metazoa, Nematoda, Chromadorea, Rhabditida, Anisakidae.
UCAAAUGCUUGACGGAUAUGCUGAACUGCCAGUGCUCAAUAAGAAAGGUUGGAAAAAUAAGCGAGAACAUCGGAAAAGCCAUCAUUUUGGCGAGACACUUCCCGAGGUUCCGUUGGCACUGCCAAGAUCCACAGUUAGCAGUGGUUCGAAUGGAUUUGUUGUGUCCGACUUGCGAUGUGCCACCUCAGGUCCAUCCACAAAUUUCUCCGAGCACAGUCGUAUGGCAUCGACGAACACCGAUCGCUCAUCGUCUGCGAUAAUACAUUCGCCAUCGUCACUCAAAUCCAAAGGAUCAUCACCGAAUGAUCCGCAUCGUUGUUCGCAUCUCGUCAAAAGAGACAACAAUGCGACAAUUUUCAAUCGCCUCUCAUCAAGCAAUUCCCGUCCGAACAGUGUCGCAGAUCGCGCACUGAUCGACUCAUCCGCAGCCGUAUCCGCACAAUCAAGCAAAUCACUGAAACCUGUUAAGAUUAACACGAACAAAUUCAAUGCUCGUCAAACGAACACAUCAAAAAACCAAAAGCAACAGUUCACUUCUGCUUGCAUUACGCCGUCAUCACAGACGUCUGCAACGACAACGUCAAGUGUUGCUGGUGGUGGUGUUAAUCAA